AUGGCAGGGUCUGCAGGCGCAAGCGUAGCCAGACCCGCUGGUGAUAGGAUCCUCGUGGAAUGGCUAGACCCCGUGAUAGUUAAAGUGACAAUUAAUCGACCCGAGGCGCUGAAUUCGCUGACGCGGCCCAUGAUGCGCGAGCUCGCUCAGGCGUUUAAGAGGAUUCGCCUGGAAGGGAAGGCGAGAGCUGUCAUUCUCACCGGCGCUGGCCGCGCGUUCUGCGCUGGAGUGGACCUGACAGCAGCGCAGAGCGUGUUUCAGGGGGAUGUGGCGGACGAAGAGGCAGACGUGGUGGUGCAGAUGGAACGAUGCCCCAUGCCCAUCAUAGGAGCAAUCAACGGCCAUGCCAUCACUGCGGGGUUUGAGAUCGCUCUGGCAUGCGACAUUCUUAUCGGCAGCACGCACGCGAAAUUCGCGGACACGCACAGCAAGUUCGGCAUUUUCCCAUCUUGGGGUCUUUCGCAGAAGCUUCCACGCCUCAUCGGGGUGAACAGGGCGCGGGAGGUCUCGCUAACAGCUGAGCCAGUCAGCGCAGACAAGGCGGAGCGGUGGGGUCUGUUGUCCCUAGUGGUUGAGGCGGAUCAGCUCAUGCCGACAGCAAUCGCCAUUGCCAAGACCGUAGCUGCCAACCAUCCUGGCAUGGUGCUUCGUUACAAGGCGGUGAUCAAUGACGGGAUUGGUCUGAGUCUCAGCGAUGGGAGGCGGCUAGAGACGGAAAGAGCACGGGCAUACUACAAGCAGAUGACACCUCAAGACUUUGAUAACAUGAAAGUGUUUAUAGCCUCCAGGUCAGGGAAGUCAAAGCUCUGA
Messenger RNA from Closterium sp. Naga37s-1, 810 nucleotides. NCBI's taxonomy places the organism in Eukaryota, Viridiplantae, Streptophyta, Zygnematophyceae, Desmidiales, Closteriaceae. The record is from the annotation of a GenBank genome assembly.